AUGACGGAGGACUCGAUCUUUUAUCGCAGUGAAGGCUGUGCCAGUGACUUUGGUGUGACCUUCCAGGUUUUCUCGUCGAGGCUUAACCAUGCCAGAGUGAGUUCAAAAGGAUAUAAAACCAUCCACCAUUUGUGCACCACUCCCGCCAGUCAAGUUGUGCCUGUGGAACUACAACUUGCUUCUCGAAUCUGCCACACUCAAAACCUGAUCACCGCAACAACUCAAUUUAACCAGCAGAGGACAGCACAUGGACAUAUUUCUCAAUCACCCAUACAGAGGCUGGUAUCUGAAGGUGUUUCCAUUCAAUCAACUGAGGUUUCAGCACAGACUGACUGUGUUUCACACAUGCCUCAACAGACGUCAGAUACUCUGGAGGACUGGCAGAGAAUAGCAGAAUAUUACGUGGAGAGACCGAGGAUUAUGAUGUGUGGACGUGCUGCAAUGCUGUGUCCCAGUGAGCUCAGAAUGUUCUGGAACCCUGCUCCUCCAAAAUUCAUCUGCGCCCCCUCUGUUAUGAAAGAUACACUUUUCUCCAAAUACCAGAAAACCCGGUCAGACAUGUGCAAAGAAAAUCUGUUGGACGAGCUGCAGAAUGUGGUGGAAGAUUCAGUUAACCCUUCGAUGAACACAGAACAGAAGAAUACCUCUGAGGAAAAUGUCUUGCCUAUUAAGUGUAACUCUGUGGCAGACUUCAGAAGAGCAGCCUCACUGACUCCCUCUGGAAUCAUCUCAGCAAAACAGGCCAGACGGCCUCACUCUGCCCCGCACUUAACCCCAGAUCUUGAGCCCCAUCUUCGGCUGCAGUCUGAUUUCACCAGCCUUUCCCAGGAGCCAGAGCAUGUGCGAUGGCAGCAGAACACAAUCUGUGCAGUUCUGGCUGGAGAUUCCCCAUCCAACGCCAAACAGGCAAAGCCCCAGGAGGUUCACAUAGAGCCCAAAUCAUCAGAGCAGCCCAGCCAGACCCCAAACCACAGGAAGAACCCACACAAAGGCAAAGACAGGGCAAGGGUGUCCUGUUCCAAAAGCAGAGCCACCAAAAAAGUAAAAACACUUAGCUCUGUUAACAUGGCCUAUGUUUUGAGAAAACUAAAAGAGCCACCAAGGACACUGACAAGGAGCGAGUCUCUGUCUCAGUUAUCAAGGGAGCCCAAAACAUCCAAAGGGCAAUUUUCACACCUCAGUCUGCCAGUGCUACUAGAUUUCGAGAGCUUUUUGGCGGAUCAUGGUGAAAUACCAGACACGACACCACACCGAGAGUGGGCCAGAAACAAAUGGGACACCUGGUUCGAUGAGGUCUUCCCCCCACUGGAAAGUAUCCAUAGUUCAGACCCUCUCCCAGCUGCUCUGGAGGAGAACCAGCUACCACAGGAAGACUACAAUGUGGAUAUGUGUAGGGUUUUGGAUGAAGGUCUCAGUACAGCUGAUUUGGAGCUGGAGGUGGCCAAGUUGACCCAAACAUUGACUGAAUGUGGAAACCGUAAUGCCUUCGACCUGUGUCGACGUGGAGCCCUUUACAUAAAACUUGGUUAUCUCGACCAGGCCCUUGAGGAUCUCAGUGCUGCCAUCUCCCUGGAGCCCCAUUUACUGGAUGCCUACUGGCACAGACACAGCAUCUACCUGCUGAGAAACGACCCCGAUAGAGCUCUGGAUGAUCUAAACGUCAUCGUUACAAACAACAAGAAGCAUGCAGACGCCUUCAUGUCUAGAGCAGAAAUCUACAAACAAAGAGGGGAAACCACAUUGGCUCUAUUCAGCUACACCCAAGCCAUCAAAGUCAAGCCAGAUGAUGCAGAGAUCUACUUUAAGAGGGCAAAGAUGUAUGACAAGAUGGGCGAGAUUCUGCUGGCCAUGGAAGGCUAUGCCAAGACCUUCACCAUUGACUCAAGAAGGACAGAUGCAAUGAUGAUCCAUGGAAUACAUCACUUUAACAGCUCCAAAUGGACAAUGGCUCUCGAAGACUUUUCAUUACUGCUAAAGCAAGAACCUGAAAAUGCUAUAGCCAGAACAUACAGAGGGAGAAUCUAUUCCAAGAUGGGUCAUUUUGAGAAGUCUGUCGAGGACCUUUCUCUGGCUUUGCACUUGAAUCCUGCUGAUUGGUUGGCUUUUUACCAUAGAGGCUGUCUGCUGAGGGAGAUAAUGCCUCAUUUGGCCUUAAGAGAUCUCAGCACAUCUGUUCUCAUCAAUGACAGUGCAGAAAACUGGAGUGCGUUCCUGCAUCGCGGUAUGGUCUACGUGGCGCUCCGGCACUGGCAGCAGGCUAUAGCUGACUUUGAAGCCGUGAUCAAACUUGACAGAUCUGCAGCUGUUGCUCAUGUCAGUUUGGGACUGAUCUGUAUGUUGAAGAUGGACAGACAUUAUGAAGCUAUCAGAAGGUUUAAUAAUGCGCUGAAAGCAAAUCCCACCUAUGUUAAAGCCUACGUAUGCCGGGCCAGAGCCUUUUAUAAUGUGAAUAAUCUGAGCAGAGCUGUGAAAGAUUUGGCUCGAGCCAUACAUUUAAAGCCAGAUGCUUAUGAUCUGUACAUCAUGAGAGGGAAGUUUUUCUACGAAAUGAAACGUUUUGACCUGGCUGCCCUCUGCAUACGGUAUGCAGCAGAAAUGAAAACAGCUCUGGGUUUAUCAGCGGUCCAGCAAGCUGUUAUCCAGUCGUUCCUGGGGAAUGAUGCCAAUGCCAUCGUCUGUCUGGAGGAAGCGGUCGAUACACAGCCUUCUCCUCCAAACCUCAUUCUUCUCGGGAGGACACUGAUGAAGGAACACAGGUUUACAGAAGCAGUGGAAACUUUCAAAAAGACCUUGUCCAUUCUGGGUACCAAUAAAGCUAAACUCAGUCCUACAAAAGAAGCUGCUGAGGUCUUCUAUCUAAUCGGUGUGUGCUACAUGACGCAAAGACUUUUGUUUCAGGAGAGUGAAGAUUCUCUCCUCCUUCAGGCUUUGAAUGCUUUUAACAGCACUGUGAGCUUGAAUCCAGACCAUGCCGAGGCUCACCAUCAGCGAGGCCUGUGUCGCAUUCAUUUACAAGACUCCACAGGCGUGCAAGACUUUAAUAGAGCACUCAAAAUCAACCCCAAGCUCUAUCAGGUGCAUCUAAGCCGAGCUGCCCUUUAUGGGGCUGAAGGACGACAUGCAAAGGCCAUACUCGACUGUAAUGAGGCUAUCAGGAUCCAGCCUAAGAGCCUCAGAGCACACUUGUAUAAAGGGGCUCUUAAAUUCUAUUUGAAAGCAUACAAGAGCGCAGUGGAGGAUCUAACAAUGGCAGUCCAAAUCGACCCUGCAUGUUCAUUCGCUUACUACAACCGUGGCAUAUGUUUUCAUGAACUGCAACAUUAUGAGAUGGCUCUGAGAGACUACAGCGUGACGCUGCUCCUGGGCUGUAAGACAGAGCUUGAACUGAAAGUCUUGAUAAAUCGUGGCCUGCUCUAUGUGGAGCUAAAUGACUACAGCAGUGCCCUUCAGGAUUUAAAGGCUGCAGCACAGAAGCGGCCAGCAGAUGUAAUAAUUUACCAUGCACUUGGAGUUAUUCACCACAGGCUCGGUCAGUUGCAGGAAGCUGUGGAUGCUUACAGUGAAGCUGCAAGACUUGAUCCCUUCUUGCAAGAUUGUCUUGUGGGUAGAGGCAAUGUUUUCAUGGAUUAUGGGCACAAUCGGGCCAGGAAACAAGCCCAGAGGGACUUCCUCUCAGCGCUCCAUCUCAAUCCACUCUGCUUGAGUGCCCGCAUUAGCCUGGCAUACAAUUUUCAGGUUUUGGGAUUCUUCCAGAGAGCCUGGAAUCAGUUCACGGUGGCUGUAGAGGUGAACCCUAAAUGCUGGGCCGCGCAUCAAGGCAGAGCUGCCACCAGUCUACAGAUGGGAAACAAGUUUGCAGCCCUUCAGGACAUAAACACUGCUAUUGAGUACAACCCUUUCGCAGAGCAGCUCUUCACAAACCGAGGUCUGAUCCAACAAUUAAGGGGGGAUAAAUCUAGUGCCAUGAAGGACUACCAAACCGCCAUUAACCUCAACCCAGGAUAUGCCCUUGCUUACUUCAAUGCUGCCAACCUCUUUUUUUACAAUGGCCAGUUUCAGCAGGCAUGUGAAUACUACAGCCGAGCUUUUGAGCUGGACCCCUCAGAUGAGUCUGCCAUCCUGAACCGAGCCAUCACUCAUGCUCUGCUGCGGAAGGUUCCAGAAUCCCUGCAGGAUUUCAAUGAGGCUCUGUGUCUAAACCCGCUGUCUACACAUGCCUACUUUAACAGAGCCAACCUGCACUGCUCUCUAAGACAGUUCCAAUCAGCCGAGAGAGACCUUACGCAAGCUCUGGUGCUGGAGCCUGGAGAUGCUCUGCUGUAUAAACUAAGGGCUGAUGUUCGGGGUUGUUUAGGGUGGAUGGAGCAGGCAAUGGAGGACUACAAGACUGCGCUGCAGCUUCAGGACUCCUAAUGGUGCUACUUUUGCUAAAAAUGAUAUUAUUGCUUCUUUGAUUAUUAAAAGGAGCUAAAGCAAUUGUUGAACAUCAUCUUGAUAACAUUGCAUGCAUUCAGUUUGAAUUUGUUAAAUGAGAGUUUGUUUAAGAUACAUAAACAUAUUGGCUAAGAAUGUCAGGAAUGACGAGAAUGUUUAGAUUAAGAUGGAAAGACAAAUUUACUUUGAAUGUUAUUUUCACCCAGUCAUUUAUUAUAAUUCAUUCAUUUUCCUUCGGCUUAGUCUCUAUUUCAGAGGUUGCCACAGCGGAAUGAACCGCCAUUUAUUACAAUAGUCUACAUAAUUAAAUAGUUGCACACAAGAAAGAAUAGCAGUGGUAUUCGCAAUAAUGUCAUAUGGCUUUUGUUUGAUUUUACAUGCACUCUAAAAAUAAUUUUUGCUGUUUAUUCAAUCUACCUAUUUAAAAUGAGCUGAAACAAUGCAGUUCUUGAGUUCUUUGGGACAACUUAAUUGUUUUAUGUUCAAUCAACUUAAAUUAGCAAAAACAACUUAAUUCCUUCGUGUUGUUCUAAUGCAAAUCCUUUGCACGGAACCCAACAUUUUUACCAACUCAGGCUCAUUCUAAAAACGUGCCCCUGUAUACAUUUCUGGAGAGCGCCAAAUACAUUCGCGGAGCUACGUUUUUUGCCGUUUUUGUUUUUGCAAAUCCACCAAAAGGCCACUGUGUACGCUUUUUCAGAUCUCAAAUUUUUCUAGCCAGUGCCAUUCGUGCCUGCUCCUCUCCUGACCCAUCCUCCUCCUUCCCUGAACCCAACUAAUAGGGUUUUCAAAAGCACCAUAUGACCCGCCCACCCACUUCCUUAAACCUAACCAAUACCCGCAUUUUUUUGUUUUUAAAAGAUGUCUAACAGAUGUCUAAUAGCCGUCAAAACAUAGUUGUGUUGGCUAAAACAAGGCUAAAUUUAGGCUGUCAAUGAAAAUCUAAUCGACCUCUAAGAAUAGGCCAAAACUAGACUAACGUUAGACAUCAAAUAAACAGAAAUGAAUGACUACAUAUAUACAGUUUGUCUUAUCUGUCAUUUUAUGCAGAGGCUUGU
Messenger RNA from Danio aesculapii, 5492 nucleotides. It is a transcript of the gene ttc6, whose product is annotated as tetratricopeptide repeat domain 6. Gene Ontology annotation, molecular function: protein binding. The transcript has 29 exons. The record is from RefSeq and is a predicted model, not a curated record. NCBI's taxonomy places the organism in Eukaryota, Metazoa, Chordata, Actinopteri, Cypriniformes, Danionidae. Bases 1 to 4413 code for a protein of 1470 amino acids.